Molecule: messenger RNA, 11305 nt
Organism: Magallana angulata
Lineage: Eukaryota; Metazoa; Mollusca; Bivalvia; Ostreida; Ostreidae
Exons: 50
Coding region: 76-9114 (3012 amino acids)
Molecular function (GO): calcium ion binding
Source: RefSeq, a predicted model, not a curated record
GCCUGAUCAAUAUCAAUUGCAACCAGGACGUUGAGUGUAUAACACGCCGGAAAAAGAGGAAAUCAUAGCUCGACAAUGAACCUUAUUUUCCAAGCGUUUCUUGUGUUGAAUCUAUUCGGAUUUACGGCUCUUUACCAAUUGAGGAUUGAAAAUAGUCCAAAUGUUGACCAAAAAAGUAACAUGUCAUUGGAAUUGGUUGGCCGAAGAUCUUUUACUCCUAAAAAAGAUCAGAAUUUAAUAGUUAAUAGUCCACAUCACAUAACCAAAAGGAGUUCAGGUUUCGACAAAUUUGUAAAGGGAUUUGGGCCAGGAGCAUCACUUGGAGGUAAAAUAGGCUCAAUCUUUGGACCUACGGGAACCGUUAUUGGAGCAGCUAUAGGGGGAGUUGUUGGAGGAAUUCUCUGUGCAUUUUUCUGCAAAGAAGAGAAACCGAAUCGGCCCCCGUCUUUUUCAUCCUGCGUCGGUCCAGCUAAUGAGGAAUACAUUGCAGACCUAGGGACAUUAACAGCCACUGUGACGUGGAACACCCCCACCGCUAGCGACCCUGAGGACGGAUCUUUAACGGCCCAUCAGGUUCAAGGUGGUGCUUCAGGAACGCUGUUUGGCAGAGGUUCCCACACAAUUAUAUACACCGCCUCCGACAGAAAAGGGGCCACAACAUACUGUUAUUUUUCAUUCAGAAUAACAGUUUUGACCUGUGACCCUAUCCAGUGGCCAUUACAUGGGUACGUUCGAUGUGACAGAUCGGAGUUUAUGUAUGGAUCAAAAUGUACAGUCGGAUGUUUUGAAGGCUACGAAAUGGAACCCCUACCAUCAUCUGUUCCAUACCAAAUCAUGUGUGACAAAUCUAGCGACAACAAACCAACUUUAGACAAGGCUGCCCCAUCUUGUGCAGCUAUCACAUGCCCUACUAAUGCAACAGAACUUGAUGUAGACAAUGGAUCGCCAGUGUGUACUCACAGCAACCAUAAGUAUGACAGUUCUUGUGUGACUCAGUGUGAAAGUGGAUAUAGUUUAUCUUCUGGAAUCAUAUUUUCUACAUGUAAAGAAGAUAAGACAUGGUCUACAAAUCUCCCAGAUUGUGAAGAUGAUGAGGCACCAGAAAUAUUGAAUUGUCCUCAAACAAUAUACGCCUAUACGGAUAAGAUGAGUCAAACCGCCUCAGUAACAUGGCAAACGCCAACGGCAACAGACAACUCUGGAACAGUAACAGUUUCCCAAACAAAGGGAGCUGCUCCGGGAUCCAGUUUUCAACUAGGACUGACAGAAAUACGAUACAAAGCCAUUGAUGCAAAUGGCAACCAAUCUCCCGAGUGCAUUUUCUUCGUAAAUGUUGAAGAGAUUGUUUGUGAUCCACCUCUGAUUGCGGAUAAGUAUCUUUUCUAUCAAUGUCCGGAUGGCUACAUGUAUGGCUCUACAUGCCAGCUGAAGUGUAUGGGUAGCUUUCCAUUGAUUGGCAAUGAAACAAUCACUUGUGAAAGAAACGACAGCUUUACUCCACCACGUGGAUAUUGGGAUAUGGGAGAGUUACAACCAUACUGCUCAAAAAACCCUUGCGAUACGCUUCCGGCGCCCGAAAAUGGAGCCAUGUCAUGCGCAACGUGGAUGUUUGGGAUGCAGUGUCAGAUGCAAUGUUCUGGUCAAUAUGAUAUCCCGUAUGGAACAGUGGGCUCAAAUGGAGCUCCUUUCACGGGCCAAUUUACCUGCUCUGAAUCACUGGGAGAAUACACUCCAUCAAAUACAGUUCCCGGAUGUACACAACUUCGUCGACCAAGAAUGACAACUGUCCUUGGUGAAUUCUUUUAUUAUACUGGGGACUGCAACGAUCCCACUGUCCUUGUGGAGAUUAAAAACAACUUCAUUAAACAGAUGCAGCGCCUUGAGUCCCAAGGCUGGAAUGGAGUGUGUCCCUCACAAAUUGACUGCAAUGUAAAUAAUACAGAAGUAACGUGUGGUCCAGUGAGUGGCAAAAGAAGGAAAAGAGAUGUCAAUUUUGUUUUGGAACACGUUCUGUCCAAAAGAAGUACACAUGAAAUAAGAGUUGAAGUGAAACUGGCGACAACCUGGUACGAUUUCAACUCUACCGGUGGCUCAACGUUUUAUUUUCUUGAGGAAGUCCAGAAAAAAUUAUUUGAAGUAAUGAAAUCGUCUGCGACAGCUGGAAAUUUAACUGUUAGCGGCUUGAGUCCUGACAUUAGUAGUUUUGCAUUGGGAUACAGCGAUCCAGAUUGUCCUGUGGGGAAUAUCAUUCGUUGGUCCACGCUUACAUGUGUUCCUUGCUCAGAGGGUUCAUUUCUGGAUACAUCAGAUCCAGUGAAUCCCCGAUGCAGAGACUGUCCGGUGGGAACAUACAAAGAAAGUCCAGAUGAUCUCACGUGUACUUCUUGUCCACCCGGAACAUCAACGGAAAAACCUGGGUCAAUGAAUACCACCAACUGUCUAAAGAAGUGCGCUCCGGGUGAGUUUUCCAAAACUGGAUUGGAACCGUGCCAUUUGUGUCCACGGUCCUUUUACACAAGUGACGAGAUGUCGACAUCGUGUAUGUCAUGCCCAUUCGGAAAAACGACGGCCUAUUCUGGAGCUACUAAUACAACCAACUGCUCAUACUUUGAUGUACAAUUUACGAAGGCCCAACAACAGAUUUAUUUUGAUGCACCAACAACUAAUCAAAAACAACUUUCUGUGUCUACUUGGAUUGCUCUCCCAAAGACCAUGGCGAAUUUUUCCCUUCUUCGUACUGAAUCAUCAUUUGUCAAAAUUGAAUUUCAAUACCAUGAUUCUUUAUUCGUUCAAAUCAAUCGCCAGUCAAUGUCUACAGGAGUUACUCUACCAAGAGAGACUUGGUCACAUGUUACAAUUCAACUAGAUUCUAAUAGUCAAACCGUCGUCGUUUAUGUUGACGGAACUCGAGUCUUUUCCUCCUCGGUCUCUGGUUCAAUACCUUUGUCAUCUUCCCUGACAACUCGAUCUUCAAGAAUGUCUAUAAUGCUAAAUGAAGAAUCCUUAUCAGGAUACAUCAUUUCUGGAUACCAUGUGGAAUUCACAACUUUAUCUGAUACUGAGGUUGCCACUCUUUCCAACGCAUGCCAUACAUAUAGACAGAAUGCCUUUUUUUCAAUGGAUACCAUUGCAAAUUUGUCACAAGUUCAACCAACAACAACAUUUCUAUCUCCUAGUAUCUGUGACAAUAUCAAUCGAUGUGAUUCGAAUCCAUGCAACGGACACACAUGUGUAGACAAGGUGAAUGCUUACAAAUGUCAAUGCAAAGACGGAUACUCUGGAGAAAGGUGUCAAAUUGAGCCCGAUUAUUGUAAAAACAGUCCCUGUCAAAACAAUGGAACAUGUUUUAACUCAGCAGGCAAUUUUUCUUGCACGUGCCAGAUUGGGUAUAAAGGAGACCGGUGUCAAUUUCAAAUAGUAAAUGGCGGUUGGAGCCCAUGGACAUCAUUUUCUGAAUGUUCUGCUUCUUGUGGUGGUGGUAUCAAAUCACGAUUACGGCUAUGCAAUAGCCCGAAGCCCGAUCCCGAUGGUUUACCUUGUGAUUCAACUGGUGCUAAUGAAACAGUGUUUUGCAACACGGACACGUGUCCAAGUUGUCUUCCAUUGAAAAAGGGAUUUGGGAACAGUGUUAAUUGUUCAACUUUUUCUGACGGUCAUAAAGUUUGUUUAGUGUCCUGUCGUCAUGGAUAUGCGUUUUCAGAAGACCAUAAACCACUUCCAGUAUACGUAUGUGGUCCUAACACCUCCUACACAUGGAACGGAAAUCCACCGUCUUGUGGACGUGCAAAUUCUCCAAAAAGUAUUUCUAUUGUUUCCGCUGUUCAGUACACACCCGGGAUUCCCUGUGUAGACGCUGUGAUAGCGUCAUCCCAACUGAAAACUAACUUGGAAUCUUCUUUGCCAUGCUCUGUAAACGGUUCUUGUUCCAUCAAUGUAUCAACACCAGGUUGUUCAGUUACUGGACGGCGCCGAAGAUCCGCGUCAUCACAAACCAUCACUCUUACUCAAACUUUGACCUCGGGCGACAAUCUAGAUCUGGAGGCUUUUGAAAAAUCACAGAAUGUCAGCCAACCCUUAUAUGAUUUGCUGGUGGGUAUUUCCAGUUUAGAGGCUUCGGCAAUCCAGAUCAAUAGUAAUCACAGUAUUCUACAGUUUGAGAUCAGUGGCACUCAGUACUCAUCGACAGCUGUGACCACAAAUUCUUUGGUAGAGUGUUCCGCUGGUCAAGGAAGAAACAAAGCAUUUUGCAUUGAUUGUCCGCCGGGUACAUAUUCAGAAUCUGGAGUGUGUGUGGCGUGUUCUGUCGGUACCUAUCAAGAUGAAUCUGGUCAGUCCUCAUGUAAAUCUUGUCCUAGCGGUCUGACCACGAAACAUGAAGGAAGUCAGAAUAUGACUGAUUGCUCAGAAAAUGAUAAUUCUUCAACUGUUACCUCGACAUCACCUUUGUCUUCAACGUCUUCCUCCCUUCCUUCGACUUCAGUGACGAAAACAUCCACGAGUCCGUCUGCAUCUCCUUUCUCAACAUCCAAAAAGCAGAAAAAUAACCCUGACGUUAUGCCUAUUGUCAUUGGAGUUAUAGCUGUUUUGACUCUUGUGUUGUUUGUUGCAAUUGUUGGUUUCAUAAUAUUUAAAAAGAUAAAAAGAUUACGAUUUAGACGUCUAAGCCGUGAGCACAGUACUCUCAAGGGAAGCUGGGCCAGUCUGAAUAUGGUUAACCCCAAUGUGGUACGGACUGUACCUCCAACAUCAAAUGUUUACAAAGAUCUUAGGAAAUCGAAAUCUAUUUUAAGUUUUAACCUGGGGACAACAACAGCCACUGUGACGUGGAACCCUCCUGCCGCUAGUGACCCUGAGGACGGAUCUAUAGCAGCUAAUUUGGUUCAAGGAGGUGCUCCAGGGACGCAAUUUGGCAGAGGUUCUCACACAAUUGUAUACACUGCCUCCGACAAAACAGGGGCUAACACAUACUGCUCCUUUUCAUUCAAAAUAACUGUUUUGACCUGUGACCCUAUUCAGUGGCCAUUGCAUGGGUACGUUCGAUGUGACAAAUCAGAGUUCAUGUACGGAUCAAAAUGUACAGUCGGAUGUUUUGAAGGCUACGAAAUGGAACCCCAACCAUCAUCUGUACCCUAUCAAAUCAUGUGUGACAAAUCUAGCGACAACAAACCAACUUUAGACAAGGCUGUCCCAUCUUGUGCAGCCAUCACAUGCCCUAUUAAUGCAACAGAACUUGAUGUGGACAAUGGAUCACCAGUGUGCACCCACAGCAACCAUAAGUAUGACAGUUCUUGUGUGACUCAGUGUGAAAGUGGGUAUAGUUUAUCUUCUGGAAUCAUAUUUUCUACAUGUCAAGAAGAUAAGACAUGGUCUACAAAUCUCCCAGAUUGUGAGGAUGAUGAGGCACCUGAAAUAUUGAAUUGUCCUCAAACAAUAUACGCCUAUACGGAUAAGAUGAGUCAAACUGCCUCAGUAACAUGGCAAACGCCAACGGCAACAGACAACUCUGGACCAGUAACAGUUUCCCAAACAAAGGGAGCUGCUCCGGGAUCCAGUUUUCAACUAGGUCUGACAGAAAUACGAUAUAAAGCCAUUGAUGCAAACGGCAACCAAUCUCCCGAGUGCAUUUUCUUUGUCAAUGUUGAAGAAAUUCGUUGUGAUCCACCUCUGAUUGCGGACAAGUAUCUUUUCUAUCAAUGUCCAGAUGGCUACACGUAUGGCUCUACAUGCCAGCUUAAGUGUAUGGGUAGCUUUCCAUUGAUUGGCAAUGAAACAAUCACUUGUGAGAGAAACGACAGCUUUACUCCACCACGUGGAUAUUGGGAUAUAGGAGAGUUUCAACCUUACUGCUUGAAAAACCCUUGUGAUAGACUUCCUGCGCCUGAAAAUGGAGCCAUGUCGUGUGCAACGUGGUUGUUUGGGAUGCAGUGUCAGAUGCAAUGCUCUAAACAGUAUGACAUCCCAUUUGGUACAGUAGGUUCAAAUGGAGUUCCUUUCACGGGUUUAUUCACCUGCUCUGAAUCAUCAGGGGAAUACACUCCAUCAAAUACAGUUCCAGGGUGUACACAACUCCUUCGACCAGGAAUGACAACUGUCCUGGGUGAAUUAUUUUAUUAUGCUGGAGACUGCAACGAUCCCACUGUCCUUGUGGAGAUUAAAAACAAUUUCAUUAAACAGAUGCAGGACCUUGAGUCCCAGGGCUGGAAUGGAGUGUGUCCCUCACAAAUUGACUGCAAUGUAAAUAAUACAGAAGUUACUUGCGGUCCAGUGAGUGGCAAAAAGAGAAGAGAUAUCAAUUCUGUUAUGGAACACGUUCUGUCCAAAAGAAGUACACACGAAAUAAGAGUCGAAUUUAAACUAGCGACAACCUGGUACGAUUUCAACUCUACCGGUGGCUCAACGUUUUAUUUUCUUGAGGAAGUCCAGAAGAAAGUAUUUGAAGUAAUGAAAUCGUCUGCGACAGCUGGAAAUUUGACUGUCAGCGGCUUGAGUCCUGACAUUAGUAGUUUUGCAUUGGGAUACAGCGAUCCAGAUUGUCCCCAAGGAACGUUUGUUCGUUGGUCUUCGCUUGCAUGUGUUCCUUGCUCAGAGGGUUCAUUUCUGGAUACAUCAGAUCCAAUGAAACCUCAUUGCAGAGACUGUCCAGUGGGAACAUACAAAGAAAGUCCAUAUGAUCUCGCGUGUUCUUCAUGUCCACCCGGAACAUCGACAGAAAAUACAGGGACAAUAAAUAGCACAGACUGCCUCAAAAAAUGCAGUCCAGGUCAAUUUUCCAAAACUGGAUUGGAUCCGUGCCAUUUAUGUCCCAGGUCCUUUUACACAAGUGACGAGAUGUCGACAUCGUGUAUGUCAUGCCCAUUCGGAAAAACGACGGCUUAUUCUGGAGCUACUGAUACAACCAACUGCUCAUACUUUGAUAUACAAUUUACAGAGGCUCAACAGCAGAUAUAUUUUGAUCCACCAACAACUAAUCAAAAUACACUUUCUGUGUCUUCUUGGAUUGCUCUCCCAAAGACCAUGGCGAAUUUUACCCUACUUCUUAUUGAAUCAUCAUCCGUCAAAAUUGAAUUUCAAUACCUUGAUUCUUUAUUCAUUGAAAUCAAUAGCCAGUCAAUGUCUACAGGAGUUAUUCUACCAAGAGAGACUUGGUCACAUGUUACAAUACAACUAGAUUCUGGUAGUCAGACCGCCGUCGUUUAUGUAGACGGAACCCAAGUUUUUUCCUCCUCAGUCUCUGGUUUGGUGUCUUCGGCAUCUUCCCUGAUAACUCCAACUUCAAGAAUGUCCAUAAUACUAAAUGAAGAAUCCAUCUCAGGAUACACUAUUAGUGGAUACCAUGUUGAAUUUACAACGUUAUCUGGAGCUGAAGUUGCCACUUUUUCCAGCUCAUGCCAUAUCUUUAGACAAAGUGCCUUUAUUUCAAUGGAUACCAUUGCAAAUUUGUCACAAGUUCAACCAACCACAACAUUUUUGUCUCCCAGUGUCUGUGACAAUAUCAAUCAAUGUGAUCCUAAUCCAUGCAACGGACACACAUGUGUAGACAAAGUGAAUGCAUACAAAUGUCAAUGCAAUAAUGGCUACUCUGGUGAAAGAUGUCAAAAUGAGCCUGAUUAUUGCAAAGACGGUCCUUGUAAAAACAAUGGAACAUGUUUUAACUCGGCGGGCAAUUUUUCAUGCACGUGUCUGAUUGGGUAUAAAGGAGACCAAUGUCAAUUUCAAAUAGUAAAUGGCGGUUGGAGCCCAUGGACAUCAUUUUCUGAAUGUUCUGCUUCUUGUGGUGGUGGUAUCAAAUCACGAUUCCGGCUAUGCAAUAGCCCGAAGCCUGAUCCCGAUGGUUUACCUUGUGAUUCAACUGGUGCUAAUGAAACAGUGUUUUGUAACACGGACACGUGUCCAAGUUGUCUACCUUUGAGAAAGGGUUUUGGGAACAAAGCAAAUUGCACAACUUUUUCUGAUGGUCAUGAAGUUUGCUUAGUAUCCUGUCGUCCAGGAUAUGCAUUCCCAGCGGAUAAAAAACCACUAUCAGUGUACGUGUGUGGCCCUAACACCUCAUACACAUGGAAUGGGGUGCCACCUUCUUGUGGACGUGCAAAUUCUCCUAGAAGUAUUUCCGUUGUUUCCUCUGUCCAGUACACACCUGGAAUUCCCUGUAUAGAUGCCGCCCUGGCAUCCUCCAAACUAACGACCAACUUGGAAUCCUCUUUACCAUGUUCUGUGAACGGUUCUUGUUCAAUCACUGUAUCCACACCAGGUUGUUCUGCUUCGGGGAGGCGCCGAAGAUCCGCGUCAUCACAAACAAUCACUCUUACCCAGACUCUGACCUCGGGCGACAAUCUUGAUUUAGAAGCAUAUGAAAAUUCUCAGAGCGUAAGCCAACCCUUAUAUGAUUUGCUGGUGGGUAUUUCCAGUUUAGAGGCUUCGGCAAUACAGAUCAAUAGUACUCACAGUAUUCUACAGUUUGAGAUCAGUGGCACUCAGUACACAUCGACGGCGGUGACCACAGAUUCUUUGGUAGAGUGUUCCCCUGGUCAAGGAAGAAGCGAAGCUUUGUGCAUUGAUUGUCCGCCAGGUACAUAUUCAGAAUCUGGGGUAUGUGUGGCAUGCUCUAUCGGUACCUAUGAAGAUGAAUCUGGUCAGCCCUCAUGUAAGUCUUGUCCCGGCGGCCUGACCACGAAAUAUGAAGGAAGUCAGAAUAUUACGGAUUGCUCAGAAAACAGUACCUCUAGGACUGUUACCAUGACGUCAUCCACGUCCACUACGCCACCUACGUCUCCUGGGUCUACUUCCGGUCUUGCAAAUACAGUAACGGAACCAUCGACUGCAUCACCUCCCAAGAAACGUAAAGAAAACAACAGUGUUCUACCUAUCAUAGCUGCAGUUUUAGCAGCAUUGACCCUUAUUGUGUCUGCCGCAGUUGUUGGUAUUUUAGUGUGUAAACAGAUAAAAAGAAAUCGAUUUAGACGUCUAGAACGAGAAGCCAGUGCACUAAAGGGAAGCUGGGCAAGUCUAAGCAUGGUCAAACCUGUUGAGAUCCAGAAUGUGCCACCUACUUCUAACCGAUACCAAGAGCUAUGGAAAUCAAAAUCCAGUCUGGAUUUCAAUGAUCAACCAUGUUGAAAUAUCAUAAUGACUAAAGUGGCAUAGGGCUUGGAUUGGUGCCAUUACUUUUUGCUUGAACUCUUCUUAGUAAUUAAUACAGCUUUGAAUGUCAACAUACUUGGUAAAAUGAAAUGAAACUUUAAAGCGAUAUGAGCUACAUUCGUCAUGUUGAAUUUUUUUUUACUAAUAUGUUCUUUUCUACUAAAAUGAUAAAGAUAUCAUGGUUUUUAAAUUUCUGUUAGCCAUAUUUUUGUGGAAAAGGUCGUUAAGAAGCCUUAUUUGGAGCAAAAUUGAAUUAUUGUCGUCCUGUACAAAAAUGUAUUUGCUAAUAAAUAUAUAUUCCUUAGAAAUAUUUCCUUUGACAAAAAUUAAUGAUUUUUUUCAAAUCUAUAAAAGUUUAAGUUAUAUAUAUACAGACUUAUCAUACUAGCAGGUUUUUGCAGCAAAAUAAAAUUCUAAAAAAUACAGCUCAUAUUGCUUUAACAAUUAUGUAUAUUUACAUUUAUAGUUGUCGUUGUCGUUAUAUAUUGUAACAAUGCUUCUUUGCAAGCCAAGAGACCAAAUGACAUUGGUUUUCGAAGACACAUUGCACCCUAACCUUAGGUUUAUUGUUUUCUACUUACUAGUAUUUUAAUUUAGAGAAAUAACACAAUUAAAUCCACAUGACUGAUUAGUACUAGAUUUGCUUUGAAUUGUACAUGGCUAUGCAUUUAGUUUGCAGUACUAUUUGCAUACAUGUACGUCAGUUUUAAAGAUGUAAAGCGUCUUUUCCCAUUAUUAUGCCAACACGUGUUUGAACGGAAAGUACCUGUUGCUUAAAAUAGAUAUAUUUACCUGUUGUGAUAUGGUUUUCGCAAGCUGGGUACUGAUUUUAUAAUGGUGUCUGUAACAGCUGAUUUGUCAUAUAUUUAAGAAACCUGCAUCGAAAAAAAUGUAUAUAGAACUCUGUGUAUAAGCCAGUUGAUAUUCGUUCAGAACUGUGAUAACGUCUAGCUAUAAGCAAUAAAUGUAUUUGUGUAAAUAGAGUAUAGUUUCAGUGAAGAGGUCUGUUUAUAUUGGAUAUGCUUAUACUCAGAAUUAAAAGAGAAAUUGAAGAUAAAAUCCAGCAGAUUAAAUACAUAUCAUUGAAAUUCUCUAUUUUUAUCAUGCGUUAAAUAACAAGAUUUUUUUUAAUACUUACAACUUGCUGGAAUGCAUCCAGAGACCGCAAAAUCAAAUACAUGUAGACCCUUGCGUCACCUUUAUGCUUUGAUAUGAAGUGUUUUGAUACUGUGGCUAUAUACAUGAUUGCAUUUAAAAAGUCACUAACUUAAAUAUUUGUCUGAUUUUCAGUACAAAGACCAAGUUAAACAAAAAAUAAAUAAUUCAAUAUAAACAUGUACUUCAAUACCAGUAGAACAUAUCUUUGGUUUUAAAGUGGUUAAAAUAGUCAAAAUAUCCAACUUUUUAUUGCAUACUAACUAUGUUCCUAUAUAUCCCCCAUUAAAACCUUAAGAUUUUAAUGAUGUUGUGUGAGACAAUUUUAACACGGUAUUUGUGUAAUUUGCGGUUCUUUUAAAAAUAUAUUUUAACCAAUUGUUGAAUAAUAUUGGAAAUGCCAGCUGAUUGCAAAACCGCUAUGUUGAAAGCGGAAUCAUUUAAUCUAUUCAUGAAUACUCUGUAUUUUAACCUCAAAAAGCCAAUCCGUCCAUCCAGCAAUAUUCGUGCAAGACUGGGAAUACCUGCAUGUUAAAACUGUUAGUUAAUGGGGGUAGAGUGAUCGAGUGUACUUUGAAUUUUUUGUUUAGAAAAAUGUUGCUUAAAAAAAUGUUCCUUAUACAGAAGUGCCAUAAGAAAUGUUAAUUUAACAUGAAUGAUUGUCGAUAUUAAAAUUCUAUAUCAUUAUAAAUAAAUUCAGGUAUACAUGUAUAUUCUAAAAACUUGUCAUGUAUAAACAUUACAGGUAUAAAUUCAAUUUUUUUCUUAAUGAGACCGGAUGUAUUUUCUUAUAUAUAUAUAUAUAUCAGGGUGAAUUAAUGUUUGAAGUAAAUGUCUCUAUUUUUUUCAUCAUGUAUUGUUAUCAUCUUUCAAUAAAUGUCCUUUUUUCAUGUUCCAUCUUUUGCAUUGACUUCUAUAAAAAUGAGGUGUAUUCGACAAACAAGUCGGUAUUUGUGUGCAUGCGCCCAGGAAAAAGAGAUCACCGAUUUCAAAUAAAAUAGUUUGAACUGGU